Molecule: messenger RNA, 2741 nt
Organism: Engraulis encrasicolus (European anchovy)
Lineage: Eukaryota; Metazoa; Chordata; Actinopteri; Clupeiformes; Engraulidae
Gene: rhcga
Product: Rh family, C glycoprotein a
Exons: 11
Coding region: 184-1647 (487 amino acids)
Biological process (GO): ammonium transmembrane transport; ammonium homeostasis
Cellular component (GO): plasma membrane
Molecular function (GO): ammonium channel activity
Source: RefSeq, a predicted model, not a curated record
CUGCUCCGACAGGUGUGCACUGUGAUCGCAGCUGGUGGCUUCUUGAAGGUGUCCCUUCACAGGCACAUCCAUCCACCCAUCCACACACUACUCUGGUCCCCCGGAGAAAGAUCUAGCAUCGUCAGCAUCUCUCUUCAAGUUUUCCCAGGUGUUACUGCACUGUAACCACAGUAGGAGGCUACGAUGGGGAACGUUGCUCAGUGCUGCAAGGACUACUGGUGUCGGCCAAAGAACACCAACGUGCGCAUCAGUCUGCCGGCGGUGUGUGUGGUAUGGCAGACCGCCAUGAUCAUCCUGUUCGGAGUCUUCAUCCGCUACGACGAUGAGUCGGACACACACUGGGUGGAGCACAGGAAGCAUGAGAACUUAAGUGACAUAGAGAAUGACUUCUACUUCAGAUACCCCAGCUUCCAGGAUGUGCACGUGAUGAUCUUUGUGGGUUUCGGCUUCCUGAUGACCUUCCUGAAGCGCUACAGCUUCGGCGGCGUGGGCUUCAACUUCCUCAUUGCCUCCUUCGGCCUGCAGUGGGCCCUGCUCAUGCAGGGAUGGUUCCACGCCCUCGACCACACCACCGGCAAGAUCUACAUCGGCGUCGAGAACUUGAUCAAUGCUGACUUCUGUGUGGCCGGAUGCCUGAUUGCGUAUGGGGCGCUGCUGGGGAAAGUCAGCCCUGUUCAGCUGAUGGUCAUCACCUUAUUUGGCAUCACUCUCUUCGCCGUGGAAGAGCACAUCAUCCUCAGUCUCCUCCACUGCAGGGAUGCUGGCGGCUCCAUGGUCAUCCACACCUUUGGAGGCUACUACGGCUUGGCCAUCUCCUGGGUGCUCUACCGGCCCAACCUACACCAGAGCAAGCGCCUCAAUGGCUCCAACUACCACUCGGAUGUCUUCGCCAUGAUCGGUACCCUCUACCUGUGGAUGUUCUGGCCCAGUUUCAACUCGGCCAUCACGGACCACGGAGAUGGGCAGCACAGGGCAGCCAUCAACACCUAUCUGGCCCUGGCCUCCACCGUGCUCACCACCUACGCAGUCUCCAGCCUGUCUGCCCACCGGGGCAAGCUCGACAUGGUGCACAUCCAGAACGCCACCCUGGCCGGAGGUGUGGCCAUGGGCACAGCUGCUGAGUUCAUGAUCCAGCCCUAUGGUGCCCUCAUCGUGGGCUUCUGCUGCGGCCUCAUCUCCACGCUAGGCUACCUCGUCUUCUCUCCCUUCAUGGAGAAGGUCUUGAAGAUCCAGGAUACGUGUGGUGUCCACAACCUCCAUGCCAUGCCUGGUGUCAUCGGGGGCUUUGUGGGGGCCAUCGUUGCUGCUGCAGCCACAGAGGAUGUCUAUGGCAAAGAGGGGUUGAUCAACACUUUCGACUUUGAGGGGGCCUUUGCCAACAGGACUGUGGGCACCCAGGGUGGCUUCCAGGCUGCUGGCACCUGCGUGGCCAUCGCCUUUGGCAUCGUUGGCGGUGCUGCCGUCGGUAUUAUCUUGAGGCUUCCUAUUUGGGGAGAUCCUGCUGAUGACAACUGCUUUGAUGAUGAGGUGUACUGGGAGCUCCCUGAGGAUGAGGAAAGCCUUCCUCCCAUUCUGGAGUACAACAACCACAUGGUGACCAAGAACCCUGACGUGUCUGAGUCCAACUUCUCUGUGGAGCAGAGUUAAUGAACUGCUACUCUAGAGCCUCACUGCAGAUCAACCCUCCAAUUCUCCCCAACAAAAGAAAGCAGUGAACAGAAUUGCUCUGAUUGCUCCUGUUGGUGCACUGAAGUUAUACUCUGUAUUGAUCAUGGUUUACAGUGCUAUCUAGGCUGAGUGAGUAGAGUUAUGAUAGACCAUGGAGAUCAUUAACACGUGUAGGACAAAAGGCGAACAAACAUCCCUUUUUGUGACUUGUGCAAACAUUGCUCACUUAGGCCAUUAUGUUAUGGCUUCCUCUUUUUUUUUCUUUUUUCUUUUUGGAUAGCGGAGUAGGCUACCGGGCGCAUGCGGCCAUUUUGUUUCUGAGAAGCCCGCGAAGCGGUUGAGAAAGGUGUUUCUGAAGAAAUUGAUUUUCUGAAUGUACAUUAUGAUGUCUACUGAUGCUGUACUUUACUCUUAACAAUUCCAAGGAAGUAGCCUACAUGUUCCUCGAAUCUUAACGCGCACUGGCUCAUAUAAUAGCCGACCAAUGAAGCAGGAACAUGCAACAUAAAUGUUUGAUUCUAUCGCUUAUUGACCUUUGAAGGACUUUCAAAGCCAACUCCCAGAGCCCAUGGCUUUUAUGAAGUAAAAAUAUGUAAUACUUUGAACUUCAGAUAUUUAAAACUCCAAAGUAUCCUUUUUGUCCAAGAGCCUGGUGUUAAUUUAAGGUUAAUGUUCUAUGUGAAACAAGCUACAUGAUAUGCCUCUGAAGGAUACUGUGUCCAUAUGGAUUGUCUUUGUUCAGUAUUUAUUGGCUGCCUAUAUGAUUGUCUUUAAAUAGGAUAGUUCAGGAGAGGAGUAAUUAGCAAGAUAUGUGAUAGGCAUGUUUGCCUGAUGGCUUGGGUGCUAAGGAUUGGAAGAGACAUUUUGCCCCAUUCCCAGUAGUUGGAUGUUAGUAUAUAAAAAUAUACGAUGGAUCUAUAUUUUCAUAUCAUUGAAUGUGGCCUAUAUUGCAGGCUUUUGUACAGGUUUGCCAUGUGAUAAUAUUUUGUGUGUAUUUAAGAAUGUGAAUGUGAAUGUAAGCAUAUUAUCUGAUGUUUUGAAUAUGUUGAAUAAAUUCUAUCUGCGAUUUACAA